This is a messenger RNA of Plectropomus leopardus (leopard coralgrouper), 1572 nucleotides long. The record is from RefSeq and is a predicted model, not a curated record. Lineage: Eukaryota; Metazoa; Chordata; Actinopteri; Perciformes; Serranidae.
AUGGACAAAAAAUAUGAUGCUGUCCUCAUCACCAACACCGUCCCCAUGUAUCCUGCGUUCAAGAGAAUAUGGAGUUACUUUCAGAGAGCUCUGGUGAAGAAAUAUGCCACUGAGAGAAACGGAGUGAAUGUGCUCAUGGGACCCAUAUUUGACUACGACUAUGAUGGUGUCAGAGACUCAGCCGAGAAGAUAAGAGAGUAUGUGAGUGGGAUGAUACCCGUCCCCACACACUACUUUGUGGUCCUGACCAGCUGCUUAGAUUUCACACAGGCUGCAGACUCGUGUAGCGGCCCGCUCAGCAGCGCCGCCUUCAUCCUGCCUCACAGAGCCACCAAUGACGAGACCUGCAAUAGCUCAGAGGAGGAGUCCCGCUGGGUGGAGGACCUGAUGAAGAUGCACACAGCUCGAGUUAGAGACGUGGAGAUCCUGACGGGCUUGGACCUGUACCGCAGAACAACCCGGAGCUAUGGCGAAAUCCUCUCACUCAAGACCUACAUGCACACCUACGAGAGCGAGAUCUGACCCCUGCUGGCUCUGUGAACGUUGUUGAUCUUUCAAACCGUGGUGGAAGUAUGUGGUACAAGGCAGAGAUGUGAUCAUCUCUAUCACACUCAGCUUCACCAGCUGUAACUGUCGCGGGCUGCUACAGCUGCAGCUGUUGUGGCCCUUUCACUGAACAUUUGCUUUAAUCUCAUUCAUUUAAUUCCUGCUGUUAUGAUACAGCUUCAACACCACUGAGAUAGUAGCUAUAAAAAAACUCAAGAACAACAUGGCCCAUGCAAGUGCUUAGUUUUUCAUAUUUCACUAUACACUUUUCAUAAUUGAAUCCAAACCAGUCAUUAUUUGUCAUAAUGUGUAAAUAUCAGAAAGACCAGCAAUCAUCAUUUGUCCUCCAAGAUUUCUCACAGAAAUUUGCUUUAAUUAAUCUCACAAUUUUGCAGAAAAGUUCUCUCUCUAACAUGGCCAGAUCAAUCAGUCAUGGGGUCCCUGUUAGGCCCCUCAGACAACCUCCAUUCUCUGUGCAUUGUCUGUUUGAGCCUUGAGAUUGAUAUUUACUCGAGAUUUUAAUACAAGGGCCAUGAGAUCAGAUAAUAUUGCAGUAGUGAUCUGGUGAUAGUGUAUUUUAGUAAUGCAAAUUCCAAAUGCAUUUGCAAUUUAUUCAUUUAUCGUAAACAAAAGGACAUACAGUGGAAAGUGGUCAUUUCAUAUUACUCACAAUCCCAAAUACUUUAUUUUUCAUCUUCUAGCAGUAUUGCACAUAGGCCCUCCAUAAAGUCAGUUACACAUGCAGCAUGCUGCAGAUGUAUCCCUAAAAGCAGGAACGGUUUUUGUACAGUUUAUAAACAUACAAAUUAUUUUCUAGAAAACGAUAUUCCUUCAAAAUAAGUGGUUAAAGAAUAUUUAAUUGCACUACAAAGCCAUUGACAGACUCAGUUCCAGACUUCACCUCACUCGGCACUCGGAUUGUUAAACUCGUGCACAUUUCAGUUUCCUUUAGACAUCGAUCCACUUUGUUUGACUCAUUACACUUUGCAUUGAACCGUUUCUCGUUAUUUUCAGUGAUUAAGAAGA